AUGACAGCUCGCCCAAGAGGAAUAACGCUGAUCAUUAAUAACGCAUCUUUUGCUCAUCAUCCUGUACAUGGACAACAGUCACCUCGUCACGGGUCGCAAGAAGAUGUUCGUCAAGUUGAAGCAUUGUUUACUGCUCUCCAUUUUUCAGUACGAACUAAAGAGAACCUUUCAAGAUUUGAACUCUUGAACGAACUUGGUGAUGUUGCUCGCGGGGAUCACAGUGCUUAUGAUUGUUUUAUGCUGUGGCUCAUGAGCCAUGGCAAAAGUGGUGAGGUGUUCUGUUCUGACGGUAACACGAUACCUAUUCAGACUCUUCAGGAUUUGUUUAGCGAUUGCCAUACGCUAAGCGGUAAGCCGAAGCUGUUUUUCAUCCAGGCGUGCAGAGGUGAUAAAGAAGACCAGGGGGUGCCUGUUGCCACUGAAACCGGUAUUUCAUCUUACGAACAGCUUAGUCCCAAGCAAGCUGAGUUGAAACCUAUACCCAGAGUAGUACCCACACAUGCAGAUUUCCUGUAUGCAUAUUCCACAGUCGAUGGGUAUGUGUCGUACAGGCAUGAGGCUCUAGGAAGCUACUUUGUUCGCGGUCUAGUUGAGGCAUUCCGUGAACAUGCGGUUUAUGACCACCUUCUCGAUAUUUUAACAGUGGUCAACCAGCGAGUCAGUAACAUGGAAGCCAACAUGUCAUCGGUGGAAAACAAAAAUGAGAUCAAAAUCUUUAAACAAAUGCCUGAAGUUAAACAUACUUUGCGGAAAAAAGUUCGUUUUUAG
Molecule: messenger RNA, 768 nt
Organism: Porites lobata
Lineage: Eukaryota; Metazoa; Cnidaria; Anthozoa; Scleractinia; Poritidae
Source: the annotation of a GenBank genome assembly